GUUUUCAUGUCAUUUUUCAUCCUUUGCUCCAUUAGAGAUCACCUCCAUCAUCUACUGACCAGUUACAAAGUAAAUUAAUAUCCAUGGUGUAAUUAAUUAAUUAGCAUUCACAAGGCUCCAGCAAAUGCACUGAUGGAGAGGGGGAGUGCUAGGGUUAAGGUACGUUUUCCGGCAGCCAAGGACAAUGGUAGUGGGACCAAGUGGCAGCUUCCAGGGUAUGGCAGGCAGUUUCUAGUGCAGGUAACUACGUAUUUCUUCUAUGAUUUUCCAGCAGAUCGCUCAGUGAAGGAUAUGUGGUUUUGCUUUUGGUCAUUUGGGAAGGUGGCAGAUGUGUUUAUUCUGGCGAGGCGAGAUUGGAGAGGGCGUCAUUUUGGUUUCGUUUGUAUGUCAGAGGUCUCAGAAGUAAAGGAUAUGGAACAGAAAUUAAAUCAGAUCUGGCUUGGAUCUUAUCAUCUCAAGGUGAAAUUGGCAGGGAACAUGAAAAGAGAGUGGGGGGUGGCAGCGACGAAUCCGAAUAGGCAGUUUGAGAAAAAAUGGAUUAGAAGAGAGAGUAAGGUGACUCUAGGGAGGACGUAUGCUCAGGUGGUUGCUGGCAAUGUGGUUGCAUCCGAGGAAGGGGUGUCUUCGAAUAAUGAUGUCAGGCAGGUUGAGAUAACAAAAGGGAUGGAACCUGUAGUGGAUGUGGUUCUGGAGACAAUUUCAGAAAGGAGUACUGUGCCAUUGACAAGCGAAGGUAGGGUGGAGGAAAGAUCUUUAGAUAUGGUGAAGAAAAUUCAGAACAGGUUGGAUGUAGAUGGUUUAUUGGUAAAUGUGGCUUUGCUUGGUGGUCACCAUGUCAUUUUAGUUGAUUAUUUAGAAGGAUGCCUUGAGGAGUUUAUUAGUUAUAACAGCGAAUUAAUGGAGUCGUGGUUUGAAUGGAUUCAACCAAUGUCUUUAUCCACGAUAUCUCUGGUGAGUAGAUUGGUAUGGCUUCGGUUCACGGGUGUUCCAUUAAAGGCAUGGAGCGAGAGAUGCUUCACAGAAUUAGGUGGAUUAAUUGGAGAGGUUGACGGCAAGGCUUUCCCGAUAACAGUGCAGGAAGAGGAGUGGAGGAUGGACCCGGAUUGGUGUGAAUCAGCUUUCAAUGAAAACGGAUUUCCAAGCGAGGAUGGGGCAGUGAUGGCUGAAGAACGCGUUGCAACGGAAAUGGUUUCAAAUUUUUUGUUACAAAAAGACAUAGCUUUAAAUGAGGAAGUUUCAGGCGAGAAUAUGGAAUUAAAUGGGCUGGAGACAUUUGGGCCGAGUGGAGGUAACUUUAAUGGGCCACAUAAAGGUGGAGAAGUGGAGCCACAGUCUCAGGAACGAAGUGUAGAAGAUGGGUCCGAAAUUGGGCUUGAGGCUCAUUAUGUGCAGUCAACUCGACUGGACUGGACAGAGAAGAAACGCAGAAGCUUGGGAACGAUUUAUGCUGAGGUUAGUGGGAUGGAGAAACCUAGGAAAGCUGGCACCAGCUGGGUCACGGCAAGGACAAAAGCUCGCAGAAAUAGAAGGGGCACAGAUGUGCGAGGGGAGGAAUCGCAGAUGGAAAGUUGUUCUCUGUCCGAUGGGUGCAUCCGACGCCAGAAUGAGGUGAUUGGAAAGCAGCUGCAGAUGGAUGAAGUCAGAGAGCUGUUUCUGAUGGGGCAGAAUUUGGGGAUUCAAUGUCAACAAAAUGAGGAAGAGGUGAUCUCUAGGUUGGAGGCUUUAGAGGAGAGGGAUGGAGUCACCUUCGGAUUGGGCAAUUCGGGAGGUUUGCUGUCUAUAUGGAAUAAGAGCAAUUUUGUUAAAGAAAGGGUGAUAGAAGGAAAUGGUUUUAUAGGGAUUUCAGGGGAGUGGGGAAAGCAGCGGUUGAAAUGUAACCUUGUUAAUGUGUAUGCUCCUUGUGAUAGGCAGAGGAAGGCUAUGUUGUGGGCGGAGAUGGGUAAGUUAGUUUUGGAAGAGGGCGGUAGAUGGCUUUUAGUAGGGGAUUUUAACGCAAUAAGGAAUGGGGCAGAGAGGAAGGGGAGACUAGGAGGGACACAGGACAUGGGAGAUUUUAAUCAAUUUGUAGAGGGGUGUGGAUUAAUUGAUGUUAGAUUGAGGAACAGGAAAUUCACCUGGUACAAACCCGAUGGCUCUUCAAUGAUUAUUUUGACGUCAAGAAAUAUAGAUUGGGGUCCCAAGCCUUUUCGAGUACUUGACGCAUGGCAACAACACCCUGAUUUUAAAUGUUUUGUGGAGGAUAAAUGGAAGACUUUGCAGAUUGAAGGAUGGGCAGCUUUCCAAUGUAAACAGAAGCUGAAAUUAAUAAAAGAGGACUGCAAGGGGUGGAAUAGAGGGGUUUUUGGUAAUGUGGAGACUCAGCUGGAUACAAGGUUAAAGCAUAUUCAGAGGUUGGAUAAAAAAAGUGAAGAAGAGGAGCUGAGCGAAAAUGAGACAAGGAGGGCACAGAAUGCAAUAGAUGGUAUCUUAGGAGAGGAGGGAUGGAUUGAGGAACCUGAGUUAAUUAAGGCAGAGGCAGUUAAAUAUUUUAGUAAGUUAUUCUACAAGGAGCAGUGGAGUCAGCCUGUAAUGGAAAGGAUCCAAUUUCGUAAAAUCUCUGUAGCACAAAAGGAGUGGCUAGAAAGACCUUUUUCCAUAGAGGAAAUUGAAGAGGGUCUUCGAAGUUGUGAUGAGUCAAAGGCGCCAGGCCCAGAUGGAUACAACUUCAAUUUUAUAAAGUUUGCUUGGAACACGCUGAAGGAUGAUUUUGUGAAGUUUUUGCUGGAAUUUCAUCAACAUGGGAGGGUUGUGUGGGCUGGUGAAAAAAGCAGAUGUGAAGGGUUGUUGAAAGGUCUGGAAAUUAGGAGGGGUGGUAUGGUGUUGUCAUUAUUGCAGUUUGCAGAUGAUACUGUCUUUAUGGGAAAGGCGUGUGCAAGGAAUUUAAAGGUUAGUGGAGAUGUUAAGGGUUUUAAAUGGAAGGUUGGUGAGGGAAGAUGUGUAGAGUUUUGGAGGGAUAAAUGGGUGGGAGACAAGUCCUUGAAAGAUUUAUUCUCGAGGCUGUUUGUGUUAUCUACUAUUAAGGAGGGACGGUUGAAGGAUAUGGGCUUUUGGAGGGGUGCGAAUUGGGUAUGGGAUUGUAGAUGGCGAUGUGGAUGUGUAGGGAGGGCUGUUGGUGAGGAGGGAUAGUUUAGGGAAAUGAUUAAUGGGGUAAGGUUGAGGAUGGAGGAAGCAGAUUCUUGGCAUUGGAUUCAUAGUAGUGAUGGUACCUAUUCUGUAAAGGCAGCUUAUGAUUUUCUGUCACCGAAAGUUUGUGUUCUGGAUGAGGAAUGGUCUCGGAUUAUUUGGAGUAAAUAUGUUCCUUUGAA
Messenger RNA from Rubroshorea leprosula, 3344 nucleotides. The record is from the annotation of a GenBank genome assembly. Lineage: Eukaryota; Viridiplantae; Streptophyta; Magnoliopsida; Malvales; Dipterocarpaceae.